This is a messenger RNA of Hordeum vulgare subsp. vulgare (domesticated barley), 963 nucleotides long. RefSeq names its product COP9 signalosome complex subunit 5-like. The transcript is spliced from 5 exons. Gene Ontology annotation, biological process: protein deneddylation. Bases 1 to 963 code for a protein of 320 amino acids. Gene Ontology annotation, cellular component: cytoplasm; COP9 signalosome. NCBI's taxonomy places the organism in Eukaryota, Viridiplantae, Streptophyta, Magnoliopsida, Poales, Poaceae. Gene Ontology annotation, molecular function: deNEDDylase activity; protein binding; metallopeptidase activity. The record is from RefSeq and is a predicted model, not a curated record.
AUGGAGCCCACCUCGUCGUCGGCGAUGGAGCGGCAGACGUGGGAGCUGGAGAACAACAUCCUAGCGGCCGCCUUCGACCCGGACGCCAUGGAUGCGAUCUACCGCUACGACGAGGCGGCCAACGCGCGGGCCCACCAGGAGAAGCCCUGGGCCACCGACCCGCACCACUUCCGCCGCGCCAGGAUCUCCGCCCUCACGCUCCUCAAGAUGGUCGUCCAUGCCCGCGCUGGCGGCACCAUCGAGAUGAUGGGCCUCAUGGAGGGCAAGUUCCAGGGCGACUCCAUCAUCGUCAUGGACGCCUUCGCGCUCCCCGUCGAGGGCACGGAGACCAGGGUCAACCCCCAGGCCGACGCCUACGAGUACAUGGUCGAGUACUCCACCAUCAACAAGCAGGCUGGAAGGUUGGAAAAUGUGGUUGGCUGGUACCACUCACAUCUUGUUUAUGGAAGCUGGCUGUCAGGCAUUGAUGUUUCAACUCAUAUGCUUAAUAAGCAGUUUCAAGAACCAUUAUUGGCUGUUGCGAUAGACCCUACAAGGACUGUUUUUGCUGGUAAAGUGGACAUUGGAGCUUUUAGGACAUAUCCAAAAGAUUACAAGCCACCGGAUGAGCCUGUGUCUGAGUAUCAGACCAUACCACUCAACAAGAUAGAAGAUUUUGGUGUUCACUGCAAAAAGUACUAUUCUUUGGAUAUAACCUAUUUCAAGUCAUCCCUGGACUCUCACCUCCUUGAUCUACUCUGGAACAACUACUGGGUCAACAAAUUGUCUUCGUCGCCACUUCUUGGUAACACGGAUUAUGUUGUUGGACAAAUCUUUGAUUUUGCUGAUAAACUAAAGCAAGCUGAAGGGCAACUGGCACGCAGUCAAUUUGGCAUGCUUAUGCCAUCACAGCGAAAGAAAGAGGUCAAAUCUCAGCUUGUUCUACGGUUCAUUCCCAGAAACACUACCGGCUUAACUAUCUAA